Molecule: messenger RNA, 618 nt
Organism: Sinocyclocheilus grahami
Lineage: Eukaryota; Metazoa; Chordata; Actinopteri; Cypriniformes; Cyprinidae
Product: mastermind-like protein 1
Exons: 2
Coding region: 6-605 (199 amino acids)
Biological process (GO): positive regulation of transcription of Notch receptor target
Cellular component (GO): nucleoplasm
Molecular function (GO): transcription coactivator activity
Source: RefSeq, a predicted model, not a curated record
AUAACAUGGGCUCUGCUAUGCCCACCUCCAUGCCAACCAGUAUCCAGGGUGCCUUGCCUGCACAGGCCCAGUCAUGGCGGCAGCAGCAGCAGCAGCAUCCAGGUCUCCAACCCGGCUCUGCUAACGGAGGCAUGCCAGCAGGUUUCCCCAACUCUGGCUUCCACAUGCAGCCAAGAUUGUCCAAACUUUCCAACAACACCCCAUUUCCCCAGGGUGGCAUGGGGAACAGUGCAGCUGGUAGGACCCUGACAGUAAUGAAUCCUGGACAGAUGUUGCCUAACAUGAACCAGCAACGGCCCCCUCCUGGCCAGCAGAUGGUCCAGCAGGCGCAAGCGCCGCCUCAAACUCAGCAGGUUCUGUCUGACUUGGGGCCCUUCAGUCAGCCACAGGCUGGACCUAACCGCACCGCAGGACUUCAGUGCAGUCAGGCCUAUCAGAUCAACAGGACAGCCAAUCAGCAGCUCCAGUUUAGCUAUAACGCCCAAUCGGGAGGCAGCUUGUCCGGGUUUCCUGCCGAGACGGACCUAGUGGACUCUCUGUUGAAAAAUCCAUCGACACAAGAGUGGAUGGAUGAUCUAGACGAGCUGUUGGCCAGUCACCAGUGAGUGAUGGCCAUGG